Messenger RNA from Carassius auratus (goldfish), 1816 nucleotides. Its product is annotated as zinc finger protein 239-like. The record is from RefSeq and is a predicted model, not a curated record. Lineage: Eukaryota; Metazoa; Chordata; Actinopteri; Cypriniformes; Cyprinidae. The transcript is spliced from 2 exons. Bases 218 to 1291 code for a protein of 357 amino acids.
AGAAGAAGAUUAGUUUCAUCACGAUCUCUGUUGUUAUGUCGGGAUGAUGGUUUAAUAUAAAAACACUUAGAAACGUUUCUUUUAAGGGAGAAAAUCAGUUUUGAGUCAGGUCAAUAAAAAACUGUAAUAUUUUCGUCCUCACAGUCGUGACUAAGUUUUGAAUCAAGCAGAAAUAUCUGGAGGAGUAUCAUCUGAACUGAGAUCUGCUGCUGUGAAAAUGAUGUUUGUUAAAGAAGAGAGUGAAGAGGAGACGAGUGAACCAGAAACCAGCACAAUAAAACACAAGGAACCCGAAACCUGGAGAAUAAAACAAGAGGAACCAGAAACCUGGAGAAUAAAACAAGAGGAACCAGAAACCUGGAGAAUAAAAGACGAGGAACCAGAAACUUGGAAAAUAAAACAUGAGGAACCAGAUUAUUUGAUAGUAAAAUAUGAGGAACCAGAAACCUGGAAAAUAAAACAUGAGGAACCAGGAGAAUUCAUUGAAGAAAAAGAGAAUGAAGAAUUGAGUGACGUUGAGGAUCAUGUCAAAACUGGAGGAAAACCCUUGAGUUCUCAAGACAAACAGAAAGAUUUAAAGAAAAGAAGAGCCAAUAAAUCUUUCACCUGCACCCAGUGUGGAAAGAGUUUUAAACAGAAAACAAGUUUUGAGUGUCACAUGAGAAUUCAUACCGGAGAAAAACCAUUUACAUGUGAUCAGUGUGGGAAUAGUUUCACACAAUCAGCACACCUUAAGGAACACAUGAAUGUCCACACUAAGGAGAAGCCACAUUCAUGUCGUUUGUGUGAGAAGACUUUUAGUUCAGCGACCCGUUUAAAAUUGCAUGAGAGGAUUCACACUGGAGAAAAACCUUAUAUGUGUUCACAUUGUGACAAGAAAUUCAUUCAGUCAGUACAUCUGAAAACACACGAAAGAAUCCACACUGGAGAAAAACCUUACAAGUGUUCUCACUGUGACAAGAGAUUCAAUCAUUCAACACAUCUGAAAACACACAAGAUGAUCCACACUGGAGAGAAACCUUACAAGUGUUCACACUGCGACAAGAGAUUCAAAAAGUCAGGAGACCUGAAAACACAUGAGACGAUCCACACUGGAGAGAAACUUUAUAACUGUUCUGACUGUGACAAGAGAUUCAAUCAGUUAUCAAAUCUAAAAAAACACAAGAGGAUCCACACUGGAGAGAAACCUUAUAUGUGUUCUCACUGUGACAAAAGAUUCAAUCAGUUAUCAAAUCUGAAAACACAUGAGAGGAUCCACACUAGAGAGAAACUUUAUAAGUGUUCUCACUGAUAAGAGAUUCAAUUGGUUAUCAAAUCUGAAAACACAUGAGAGGAUCUCCACUGGAGUAAAACCCUAUCACUGCAUGUGGGAAGUAUUUCAUUCAGUCAUUUGCUCUACACAGUCAUACAAAAAAAAAAAAAAAAAUCACAGUAAGGUUCAUGCUGCAGAAGCUACUGAUCCUAUUACCUUUCCUAAACAGUAGAGCUGUACGAUAUUUACAGUAUUUUUUUUCUGAAAUGUAUAUUGCAAUAUGUAAAAAAGAAAAAGAUCACCAGGGGCCCGUUUCACAAAGGAGGUUAAGUGAAAACUCUGAGUAUGUUAACCCUGAAAUGAGGGAAACACUAGGUUUUCUGUUUCAUAAUGGGAGGUUUGUCAAACCCGAGAAAGCACGGUAAGUCAAGCCCGUUACCAUAGUAACUUACUCUAUGAACCUAACCUGGAGCAGGUUUUCUUCGGUAAACCCAGAGUUUCUUUCGGUCUCCUCCCCUUUUUAAACACUUAAUUGAUGCACGCUGAAAAAUGCUCUUCUUACGA